This is a messenger RNA of Aspergillus affinis, 2388 nucleotides long. Its product is annotated as snoRNA-splicing protein PRP40. Lineage: Eukaryota; Fungi; Ascomycota; Eurotiomycetes; Eurotiales; Aspergillaceae. Gene Ontology annotation, cellular component: U2-type prespliceosome; U1 snRNP. The coding region runs from base 1 to 2388 and encodes 795 amino acids. The record is from RefSeq and is a predicted model, not a curated record. The transcript is spliced from 4 exons. Gene Ontology annotation, molecular function: RNA binding; protein binding. Gene Ontology annotation, biological process: mRNA cis splicing, via spliceosome.
AUGAGUGGACCCCCCGCGACGCCAUCCUUGUGGCAGGAGGCUCGCAAUGCGGACGGAAGACCGUACUACUACAAUGUUCAAACCAAGGCUACGCAAUGGCAAAAGCCCUUGGAAAUGAUGACACCCGUCGAGCGAGCUCUGUCAAACCAGCCAUGGAAGGAAUAUACCGCUGAAGGUGGGCGGAAAUACUGGUACAAUACGGAGUCCAAGCAAAGCACUUGGGAAAUGCCCGAUGUUUACAAAACCGCUUUGGCACAGGCACAACCCCCUCAGGCCCCUGCAGCAGCUGCCCCCACGUUUGUCGCAGGUGGCGGCAGUUCGUACCCCUCCUAUCCUCAACAGCGUGAGCGCGACGACUAUGACCGAGGUUACGGUGAUCGACGUGGUGGCUACGGACAAAGCGAUGUAAACGGAUUCGUUGCUGCAUCCAUACCGGGAACUGCGCAAACGGAGCCUGAAUACGGCUCACUUGAGGAGGCUGAAAGCGCGUUCAUGAAGAUGCUCAAACGCCACAACGUGCAGGCCGACUCGACUUGGGAACAGACGAUGCGUACCGUCAUUAAGGAUCCUCAGUACCGGGCUCUGAAAGAUCCCAGAGACCGCAAAGCAGCUUUUGAAAAAUAUGCGGUCGAGGUUCGCAUGCAGGAAAAGGACCGAGCGAAAGAAAGAUUCGCUAAGCUGAGAGCAGAUUUCAAUACAAUGCUGAAGCGCCAUCCUGAAAUCAAGCAUUACAGUCGCUGGAAGACCAUUCGGCCAAUCAUCGAGGGCGAGACGAUCUUCCGGUCUACAAGCGACGAAAACGAGAGGCGCCAGCUCUUCGAAGAGUACAUUCUCGAGCUCAAGAAAGAGCACCUCGAGCUGGAGUCUGCCAGCCGCAAAGCUGCCAUGGAUGAGCUCGUGAAUAUCUUGAACUCGUUGGACCUGGAACCCUACACGCGUUGGUCCGAGGCGCAGGCCAUCAUCCAGUCCAACGACAAGGUCCAAAAUGACGAUAAGUUCAAGUCCUUGAGCAAAUCUGAUAUUUUGACAGCAUUUGAGAAUCACAUCAAGUCUCUUGAGCGAGCGUUCAACGACGCGCGCCAGCAGCAAAAGGCCGCCAAGGCCAGAAAAGAACGGCAUGCUCGUGAACAGUUUGUCGACCUGUUGAAGGAACAACGAUCGCAGGGUAAAAUCAAGGCUGGCAGCAAAUGGAGCAACCUCUACCCGGCGAUCCGUGAGGAUCCCCGUUAUCAGGGCAUUCUUGGUAACUCCGGCUCUUCCCCGCUGGAUCUCUUCUGGGACGUGGUCGAGGAGGAAGAGCGAACGCUGCGAGGACCUCGAAAUGAUGUUUUGGAUGUUCUUGACGAUAAACGGUACGAGGUCACCGCCAAAACCACUUUUGAGGAGUUCAACACCGUUGUCGCUGGUGAUCGCCGAACAGCCAACAUGGACCCCGAAAUUCUGGAACUGCUCUUCCAGCGCAUUCAAGACAAGGCAAUUCGAAGAACUGAGGAAGAAAAGCACGCAGCGGAUCGUCACCAGCGACGCGCUGUCGAUGCUUUGCGCUCCCGGAUUAAGCGUCUAGAACCCCCUAUCCGGGCCACAGAUACUUGGGACCAAGUACGACCUCGUCUUGAAAAGUUCGAGGAAUACAAGACCAUCGAGUCCGACGAGGCCCGCCAAUCCGCCUUCGAUAAGGUUAUUCGCCGUCUGAAGGAGAAAGAAGAAGACGCCGACCGGGAUCGGGACUCACGCGACAAAGAUCGCGGAAGCCGCCGUGACUACGACCGCGGCGACCGGGAUUACCGGAGCGGAACAUCCUACAGAGGCGAAAGACGGGGAGCUUCCAGUCGACACAGCCGAACCCCCGAGCCAGAUGCUUACGAGGCAGAUCGCCGCAAAGCCCAGGCAGACCGGGAACGAUCGUACCGCAAGGCGAGCGGCUUAUCUCCAGUCCGCGAGCGACGGGAGGAACGCGAUCGCGAGCGAGACCGCGACAGGGACCGUUACCGUGAGCGUGAGCGCGAUCGGGACUGGGAUCGAGAAAGAAGCUCCCGCUCUCUCAGCCACUUCGGACGCGGUGGUCGAGACCGAGAAGACGAGCGCGAGCGGCUGUAUCGCGCCCGCGGUGAUCCGCGUGGCAAUCGCGACGAGCUCGAUUACGGUGCCGACACUAAAAGCACCGUCAGCAACGACCGCCGGCGCAGACGGGACAGCGAUGCUGAGAGCGUCGCCAGUCGCUCCGCCAAGCGGUAUCGCCGCGACAGCCGAGAACGAGAGCGCAGUCGGGGCGCCAGGAAAGACCGGGAACGUCGCGAACGAACCCCGGCUGCUGGCACUGAUGAAGCUAAGAAGGAAGAGAAGGCCGUACACUCUGGUAGCGAAGAGGGAGAAAUCGAGGAGGAUUAG